Verruconis gallopava is the source of this 3670-nucleotide messenger RNA. RefSeq lists its product as uncharacterized. The record is from RefSeq and is a predicted model, not a curated record. The coding region runs from base 779 to 3253 and encodes 824 amino acids. NCBI's taxonomy places the organism in Eukaryota, Fungi, Ascomycota, Dothideomycetes, Venturiales, Sympoventuriaceae. The transcript is spliced from 3 exons.
CAACAAACAGCGGGCGUGAUUAUCAUGGAGACGAUCCCGCAUGUCCCUCACAUGCCUUUUCCUCUUCUCUAAUCCCUCCGUACUGUACGGCAUCGCUCUCUCGAUCCAUAUCGUGCAACAACGGGACGCGUCUCUUGCCUAGAAACACUUCCACCUGGCUGUGUUUUGAAUCGCUGGCGUCGACCUUCGCCCUGGCGCUGCACAUUCGCUAACUCCGUCGCCCACGAUCGAUCUGACCUGCAUUGUCGCGGCGUACCGGACCUCGAAUAGAUUCGGGAAAGGCAGAACGAUUCAUAAGACGGCCGAUUUUACAAUCUCCCUCUUCAUUCUACAAUUAGAAUCGCGUCGUUCGAUUUUCGUCCUCAUCACCUCCGCGUUGACUUGGGAGAGAUCGCGUUUUCUCCCUGUCCGAUCUCCUUGACCAGGCAGGCCCACCCCUCCCUAGUCUUCCGGAAAUUUUACCAACCCUACGAGAUCUUGCGUGCAUCCAGACACCGGCGUGGGAACUCACAGCGUCAACCUGUUGUCGGCCGCAUAUAUAAUACAUUCCUUGUUCUUUGGACUAUCUGGAGUAUGGAAAUUGGUUCAUGAUUUCAAACUGUGACCCGACAAACACCACCAUUACCGGCGCAUCAAGCAUCAGACAUAUCUGGAUAGAAUUAUCUUAAUAUAUUAUAUAUCGUUGGAGUGAAUCUAUAACUCACUACACUCACGCAGCGAUUCAACGCACGAAGGGAGGGAACAAGAUCUGUAUUCCCACAUUUCAAAAUUGGCAAACAUGGCGGAAACUUAUCACGUGGGCGAAAAAGUCCCUUUCCGACUAUCCUCGGGAAUCAUCAUCGCUUCAUUUUUUGUCUCACUUGUUGGUUCUGUGACGACCGUCGAGUUGCUGCACAGAAGGAGAGAGGGAAAAGGCUGGUUGUUAUGGCUCCAGCAUCUUGCAAUUUCGGUGUCCUUUGGUCUAGUUGCCAUCUGGUGCAUGCACUUCGUCGGAAACCGCGCCAUUACGAUGGGUAACGGUGACCCGUCGAUCCAGCUAUAUUACAAUCCUGGAUUCACAGCACUGUCGGUCUUCUUGCCCAUUGUGUUCUUGUUUUUUGGCUUCACGACGGUUGAAUUUCGUCAGCCUGGGCAGAGGUUCUUUUGGCCCUCGUUGGUUCUCGCAGGUGUCAUUGCUGGCUUGGCGAUCACUGGCAUGCACUACGUCGGCAACUUCGGCAUCAGCAACUACAAACUCACGAAUCCUGCUGGCUAUGUUGUCGGCUCGGCUGCUAUAGCUUGUACAGCCUCCGUCGUUGCGCUUAGCUUGUUCUUCUACUUCAAGGAACGAUGGAUCAACUCGUGGAUCAGACGUCUGGCUUAUGCUUGCUUGCUAGCCGGUGCUGUCUCAGGCAUGCAUUGGACUGCGACAGUUGGCACAAGUUACACCUUGUCGGAUGCAAGAGGCCAAGGCAGUACGGUGUCUCGUGAUACCAACUUGAUAGUUGCAAUAGUGGUGUCUUUGCUUGCUUGCGUAGUCUGCUUAGGCUUUGCUGUGCUUAAUCAGCGUCGCAAGAGGCAACUGGCCGAUCGCGCGCAACAUGUCGUGCUCGCGUCAGCGACGUUCGACCCCGACGGAAAGAUUCUGGUCACGAACGAGGGUCUCAUGCCUUGCCAGAAAGUUACCAGGCAAUUCAACCAGCGAUCCUUUGCCGACGAGUUCAAUACUGCACACCCUGUGUUCCAAUGGCUCUUCCGUGUUACGUUUAACUGGUCAGGUGUUGUCGAUCUGAUCCCUGCCAUGCGCAACCACUUGCGUGCCGUCAUGACAUCCAAGGAUCCAACACGACCCAUCACACCGGGAACUGAAACUGCCUGGACUCAUGACGAUGAUGAGACACCCGAGGAAUACUCCAUCAUCUUCCGCGAACAUUUCUGUGUUGCAGCUAAUGAUCUGGCCGACAGCUUGGGCGUACCAUUGUCAGACCUUGGUGUCCUUUACAAUGGCAUCAUGAUGACCGGAAGUUUGGCCACGGACUUCCAGCCCAAGAAGACCUUCAAGCUGCCAUCUCGUUCGAGUGAGAAGCAAACGUCCGAUAUUGAGUCUGGAAUCAUUUCCACCAUGUUUGGUCGCGGCCAACUGCUCUUCCUUGUCAGGACUGUUGACAAGGCUCAAGUCGCUCGUCUCAUGACUGCUGGUUAUCGUUUCGCACAGCCUAAUCACGUUGGCGAUAUCAUCGCGCGCAGCAUGCAGGUCCCACAGAAUGAAAUGCUUAACACGAUCGACCGACUUCAGAAAUAUGCUCAUCAGUGUGCCGAAGCUCCGCUCGAGAGUGCUGCUAGCAGUUAUCUCGCAUGCUUCGCCAUGAGAGCUGCGAUGAAUAAGGCAAAUGGCAACUGGGAAGUCUUAGUACCUAUCGAUUCGCCAUUCCUGUUGCCGCAAGUAGAGCUCACCGCAGAUCCGUUGAAGCCAUGGCAGCAGAAGAUCCUCACACGCUUAGACGGUCUUUCCGUCAAUCAAUGCCUGAGCUGGCUGAACAACAAGGCCGCUGAAUCCCCACUGCCGGGAGACAAAGAGUUCCUCGAGCUUCUGUUGGACCAAGUCACAGCCUUGACAAUUUCAGUCCCAGAAGGCUUUUUCGGCCAAGCCAUCUUUUCGUCGAAACCUAUUCGUGUUGAUGGCCUCUCGCACCCUGGAAACGGCUCUGUGUACAUAUAUGCUUUCUGCAUCAUCCCGGAUGUGCACUCAGCCUCGAUCAAGUCGACAAAUAAGUUGACUUACGUUCCCUUGAGUUUUUUCCGCUGCUUCCAGCGAGUCUACAAGGGGUCUCCUGAUCAUGCUAUUCUUGCCCGAAAGAUUCACAGAGAAUUCGGCGCCAUCUUGGCUUCAAAGGGCCAAGCCUCGUCGAUGUCGACCUCAUCAAAUCGCGACUCGAUCGCCGAUUCGAUCGCAAAUAGCGGCGUGAAGUCGAAGUCCAAAUUUGGCAGCAAGUGGCCAUUCAGCAGAGGUGAUACUCCUCGUCGUGGAUCUAUCUUCAGGCCAGACUCGGCUUCAGACUCGCAUCUUACCAGCCCCAAGGACAUGGCGCCUCAACCUUUCGGUGGUAUCAUGGUCAGCAGCGACACGACCGUUGAGAUCAACAUUAAGGCAGACUCGAACGUGGAGCUGCAGGACAUGGGUAUCAGGACGGAGGCCGGUGUCGGUGCCAACGAACAACCCACAUAUGUCGAUGAGUUGUUCAAAAUAACCAGCACGAAAUGGAGACAAAACUAGAAUUAGCGCUCGAGUCGGGAGUCUUUCAUAACCUGCUCUUGUAUCUCAUGUUUGGAUGGAUUAUGGGAUUGGAUGGGUGGAGCUCGCGGCGUUUCACGUGCUCCGGAUAUGGUCUCACUUGGGCAUGAUCGAAGAAGAGUACUGCUAAGCACUCAUUCCUGGUGCUUGCACGCUACCAUCACACCUUUUCUGCUGUUGAUGCUUUCUGUACCGCUGUUAGUUUUAUUAUUUUGCUUGGAUACCCAUUUAUUGUCGCUCACGAGGUAAAUGUUUACUAUGGAACUGAUAUCACCUGCCACGGUGUGCGACCCGACGUUCUAGCUUGUCAUUGUGUAUCAAUCAUGAGAGUGAUAAACAUUAUCACGAAUGAUAGGUAUAGGAUAGCCGUUUGUACAAAUCUCCAGCUCCACGUUCAAC